AUGUCUGGACACUCUUAUCCAUCACACGGGCCUAUGCCUAUUCCCAACAAUCCGAGUACGAAUUUCGCCCCUCCGCCACUGCCCCCACCGCCGCGUAUUAGUGAUCUCGAAGACGGCUACGACGCUGGCUGGUUACAUGCGAAUUCCCGAGGAACAACAAAACUCGCCCCCAUCAACCCUAGUUCAAGUCUGUUUGGUAGCCACCGCCGCCCGGAUUCCGUGUCGCUAAGUGAUCGAAUGGCCCUGGACGAUUUAGACGGCCGGCAGAGCGGUCUUACUAUUUCCAGGAGUCCGGAAGCACACAUUCGGAUUGAACCUCCACCGCCCAUGGAAGAAGGUUUUCGAAACGCUAUUACUAUCAAAAGCCCCAGCCCGAUCUUGAAGGGUGAGCGAGAUUUCUCGCGCCGAAGUGUCAAAGAUUCGUCAGACGCGUACGAUCAGCAUUUGUUGUCGAAAAUCGGGAAACCACUUUCCCCGCGUCAGUCGAUCAGUGGUGGAAGCGAACCUAGAGGCACCUUGUCAACGCUCACCAUCCCUACCAGAAAUUUUGGGGGUAUCCCCUCUCCUGGAGGCUCGGACAGCUCGACUCUCGACGUAAGGUGGCCCGGAAGCUAUCAAUCAGGCGGAGUCUCGCCAGGUACCAAGGUUGGGUGGAGGGAUUAUAUUGGGGGCCGAAGCCCCAGUGUCGAGAGUAGCGCUCCUUCAUCAGCAGUGGAUUUCGAUCAUUCAGGGUAUGCGCGGGAUGUAUACCGCCGUCGCGGUGGAACAACGCCCCAAUAUGAUGAAACCAUCAGUCUUCCCAGCCGUUCAAAUCGAGGUAGCUACGACCAUGGCGUUUUUUCGGAUAUCGAAGGGGAUUUCUCAACGGACGAUUCGCUACCGUCUCGCAUGUUUUACCUCCGUGAAGCCACACCGCCGUAUUCAGAUGCUUCGAAAUCCGGCAUGAAACGAAGAGCAUCAUCUCCUCCUCGCGAGCCGAUUGGUGACGAUCGACACAGACUUCACAUUAUUACCAGCAAUGGGGAUCUCACUCAACGACGAACAAGUGGUCAACCAUACACAAAUAAUCUGACGAUCAGCCCUGGUUAUGCUGCCAGUCACGGGAGUCAUUCUGCGGCUUCUUCGUUGAGUCUACGAACCACCGGGUCCUACUCGUCGGCAGGCCUCUCUGCAGGAGCAAGCAGUAUGACCAGCUAUGACCGACCGUCUCCUGGAGGGCUUUCACCUAACUCUGACCUUGACACCUUUCACGACAAGUCGAUACUGAAUUCGACUUCGCCUGCCCACUUGACUACUCCACCCGUUGCACGAGUCAUCCAAGGACCUAGCAUUAUUGAACCGUCGAGUGUUGAAACGGCGCGCAAAAUGUCUCUACAAACGAAUCAUCCUCCACCCAAACCAACGGGGCCCAAACUUGGCGGACUGUAUAUUUGCGACUGCUGCCCUAAGAAGCCAAAGAAGUUUGAUAGCCCCGAGGAGCUUCGUACACAUGAGAUGGAAAAGCAAUAUUCAUGCCUAUACUGCAACAAUCGAUUCAAGAACAAAAACGAGGCCGAACGCCAUCAGAACUCACUUCACCUGCGACGCCACUCGUGGUCAUGUGCGGCUCUAUCGAGCUAUCAAGCGGCAUUCCAUCCGUCGUCGAGCUCGGCGCAAACCGGCGCCGGCCCGUCACAUGACACGUGCGGCUAUUGCGGCGAGGAGUUUCCCAAUCACCCUCAGCCAGAUUGGGAUCGCAGAUUCGAACAUCUCACCGCCGUACAUAAAUUCGGCGAAUGCAACAAUGCGAAGAAGUUUUUCCGUGCAGACCAUUUCCGGCAGCAUCUUAAGCACAGCCAUGCGGGCACGAGUGGCAAGUGGACAAAUAUCCUGGAAAAUGCAUGCAUGAAGGAAGAAGCUCCACCAGAGCCCAAGAAUGGAGGCACGCUUGUGUCCAACAAGAUCAACGAGGUUCUUAGUGGUUGCUGA
Aspergillus homomorphus CBS 101889 is the source of this 1968-nucleotide messenger RNA. It is a transcript of the gene znfA, whose product is annotated as putative C2H2 finger domain protein. The transcript is spliced from 2 exons. Lineage: Eukaryota; Fungi; Ascomycota; Eurotiomycetes; Eurotiales; Aspergillaceae. The record is from RefSeq and is a predicted model, not a curated record. The coding region runs from base 1 to 1968 and encodes 655 amino acids.